Anopheles maculipalpis is the source of this 1241-nucleotide messenger RNA. It is a transcript of the gene ERp44, whose product is annotated as endoplasmic reticulum resident protein 44. NCBI's taxonomy places the organism in Eukaryota, Metazoa, Arthropoda, Insecta, Diptera, Culicidae. Bases 21 to 1238 code for a protein of 405 amino acids. The transcript is spliced from 7 exons. The record is from RefSeq and is a predicted model, not a curated record.
AUAACAACACAGUAAGCGACAUGGCUACCAGCGUACAUUUAGUGUUAUUUCAAUAUUUAAUGGUUGUCUGCAUGUUCUACAACCCAACCAAUAGUGGAGCUGUUCAGCUAAACAGCGAAAAUAUCGAUAUGACCCUCGCGUCCAACGAACUGGUUUUGAUAAAUUUCUAUGCCGACUGGUGUAGAUUCAGUAACAUUCUGCAGCCGAUCUUCGACGAGGCGGCGGAAAAGGUACAGGCAGCAUUCCCCGAACCGGGGAAGGUAGUGAUGGGCAAGGUGGACUGCGACCGUGAAUCUGCGGUAGCGUCACGCUUCCACAUCACCAAAUAUCCCACCCUGAAGGUGUUGCGCAAUGGGCAGCCGACCAAGCGCGAAUAUCGCGGAGCGCGCACGGUUGAAGCGUUUACCGAGUUUAUACGAAAGCAGCUGGAAGACCCGAUCCGAGAGUUCCAGAACAUCAAGGAUCUGGAGCAGCUCGACUCGAAGAAGCGCAUCGUGGUGGGCUACUUCGAUCGACGUGACAUGCCUGAGUACAACACAUUCCGGCGGGUCGCAACCAACUUGAAGGAGGACUGUCAAUUCCACGUUGGCUUCGGAGAGGUAGUGCAGGCAUUACAUCCACCAGGCCAUCCUAUCAUCGUGUUUCGGCCGGACGUGGCCAUGUCGAACGAAAACGACGAAACGUACAUGGGCGAUUUGAAGAGCUUUGACGAGCUUAACAUCUGGGUGCAAGAAAAAUGUGUACCGUUGGUGCGUGAAAUAACGUUCGAAAACGCGGAAGAGCUGACCGAAGAAGGUCUACCGUUCCUCAUUCUGUUCUACGCACCGGGCGAUCUGGAAUCGAUCAAGGACUACAAAGCAAUCGUACAGCUGGAUCUCAUAUCCGAAAAACAAAACGUGAACUUCCUUACCGCGGACGGCAAACGGUUCGCGCAUCCACUACAUCAUCUCGGUAAAACCCAGGCGGAUCUACCACUGAUCGCAAUCGACUCCUUCCGUCACAUGUACUUAUUUCCUAACUUUAAGGAUAUUUAUGUACCCGGCAAAUUAAAGCAAUUCCUAAACGAUCUCUACAGUGGUAAACUGCACCGUGAGUUCCAUUACGGUCCCGAGAAGGAUACUGCGGCCGAUACGAACGCAAUUGAUGAUGGCAAGAAGCCAACGACGCCACCGGAAUCUACCUUCAAAAAGCUAGGACCAUCGAAAAAUCGGUACACUUUGUUACGCGAUGAGCUUUAAAGG